AUGUCCAGGGAUGACGUGUUUUUCCAGGCCAACCCGGAAGUUAGCGACGCACUGGAGAUCUCUUCAGAUAGCACUUUUCAUUUACUGCCAAACAUCAGCUUUCAAGAGUUUGAGUCCUUUCAGAUUUCUGGACUGAGACGGCUGAAGGAAAUGUUUCACACAUUUGUGUUGUGUUUGUUCGCGUGGCAUGUGAACGGUGCGUUUUAUGGUAAUACAUGUGAAGAAAAGUCAGUGAUGGAGGGAGACUCUAUCACUCUGUAUAAUUUUUAUGAAGUCAAAUACAGGCUUUUUAUGAUAGAGUGGAAGUUUGGAGCUCAAGAGUCUCGUAUAGUUAAAUUCUACACAGAUGAAGGGAAGAUCUUAAUACAUAAUGAUGUUCUUGAUGGGAUGUUCAGAGGCAGACUGGAGGUGGAUGAUCAGACUGGAUCUCUCACCAUCACAAACAUCACGACUCAACACACUGGACUUUAUGAAAUGAUCACCACCAGCAGCGCCCGGAUCAGCGAUGGGAUUAAACUCACAUCAUACAAAUUCUACGUUAAUGUUUACGCUCAUCUUCCUGUUCCUGUCAUCAGCAGUUACUGUCCGCAGAAUCAUCCAGCGUCGGAAGGAUCUUCAGUCUCAAAAUGUGUGUUGCUGUGUUCAGUAAUGAAUGUGCAACGUGCGACUUUCUCCUGGUACAAAGGAAACAGUUCAUUGUCCAGCGUCAGUGUGUCUGAUCUAAACAGCAUCGUGUCUCUACAUCUGGAUGUUGAAUAUCAGGAUACAAACACAUACAGAUGUGUGAUCAGCCAUCCGUUUGGAAACCAGACUCAACAUGUAGACAUCGCUCAUGUCUGUCACAAGUGUUCAGACUGUGUCAACUGUUGCGAUACCACUGAAGGUUUCAUCCGAUUGGUCGUCUCUGCUCUGGUGGGCAUGGCGGCUGUAGCUGCUCUUGUUGUUCUGAUUUAUGACAUCAGAUCCAGAAGAGAGGAAACAGGAAAGAAGAUCGUAGAUCAUCUAGCGGAGGCCACGCCCCCUAGUGACAGCAACACAUUUUGA
This is a messenger RNA of Triplophysa dalaica, 1044 nucleotides long. RefSeq lists its product as uncharacterized. NCBI's taxonomy places the organism in Eukaryota, Metazoa, Chordata, Actinopteri, Cypriniformes, Nemacheilidae. The record is from RefSeq and is a predicted model, not a curated record. The coding region runs from base 1 to 1044 and encodes 347 amino acids. The transcript is spliced from 5 exons.